AGGGAGGAAGACUUACUUGCUCAAAGUCGUUUGCCACAUCCGUUAGUGCAGCAGCAGCAGCAGCAGCAACUUAAAGAAACUUAAAAAUGGCCUUUGCUGGAAUUCUGAAGAAUGAGGAUGUUGCUGCCGCCAUCAGCGAAUGCUCUGCUCCUGACAGCUUCAACUCCAAGAAAUUCUUUGCCAAGGUCGGCCUGAGCUCAAAAUCCAGUGAUGAUGUUAAGAAGGCCUUCUUUGUUAUCGAUCAGGACAAGAGCGGCUUCAUUGAGGAGGAUGAGUUGAAGCUGUUCCUGCAGAACUUCUCUGCUGGUGCCAGAGCUCUGACUGAUGCUGAGACCAAGGCCUUCCUUUCAGCUGGUGACAGUGAUGGUGAUGGCAAAAUCGGAGUUGAAGAGUUUGCUGCAAUGGUGAAGGCCUAAGCACUUGUGGACCUUUUUAGCUCUUUACUUUUAUUUAUUUAUUUUUCAUAAAUGUAUUUAUGACCAUUCAGCACUCUGUAUGUAUUGUCAUGGACAUAUAUAACAAUGUAAAAAGCCUAAUUUGUGCAAAUUCAAAUGCCUUUUGCAUUUCUAAC
This is a messenger RNA of Trichomycterus rosablanca, 571 nucleotides long. Its product is annotated as parvalbumin-2. The transcript is spliced from 5 exons. Gene Ontology annotation, molecular function: calcium ion binding. Gene Ontology annotation, cellular component: cytoplasm. Bases 87 to 416 code for a protein of 109 amino acids. The record is from RefSeq and is a predicted model, not a curated record. Lineage: Eukaryota; Metazoa; Chordata; Actinopteri; Siluriformes; Trichomycteridae.